Brassica oleracea var. oleracea is the source of this 1707-nucleotide messenger RNA. Its product is annotated as cytokinin dehydrogenase 3. The record is from RefSeq and is a predicted model, not a curated record. The coding region runs from base 40 to 1596 and encodes 518 amino acids. The transcript is spliced from 5 exons. Gene Ontology annotation, biological process: cytokinin metabolic process. Lineage: Eukaryota; Viridiplantae; Streptophyta; Magnoliopsida; Brassicales; Brassicaceae. Gene Ontology annotation, molecular function: FAD binding; cytokinin dehydrogenase activity.
ACCAAAGCUAAAGCGUUCAAACAUAUUUCCCAGAAAAAUAUGGCAAGUAAUAAUUUUCCAUCACAAAGUCAUCUUCUAGUAAUAAUAAUAUUUAUCACAACUCUUUUAACUCCGAUCACAACCAACAACACAUCACCACAACCAUGGAAUAUCCUUUCCAACGACAACUUCGCCGGAAAACUGACCUCCGCAUCCUCCUCCGUCGAAGCAGCUGCCAUCGAUUUCGGCCACGUCACCAAAAUUCUACCCUCAGCCGUCUUAAACCCUUCCUCCGUCCAAGACAUCAUCGAUCUCAUAAAACUUUCUUUCGACUCUCAAUCCUCUUUCCCUAUAGCCGCUCGUGGCCACGGACACAGCUUCCGUGGCCAAGCCGCUGCUAAAGACGGAGUCGUGGUCAACAUGCGGUCAAUGGUAAACGAGGACCGAGGCAUAAAGGUGUCUAGGACCGGUUUAUAUGCGGAUGUGGACACUGCAUGGCUAUGGAUUGAGGUGUUGAAUAAAACGUUGGAGUUGGGGUUAACGCCUGUUUCUUGGACGGACUAUUUGUAUUUAACGAUCGGUGGAACGUUAUCCAACGGCGGAAUAAGCGGACAAACGUCUCGGUACGGUCCACAGAUCAGUAAUGUUCUAGAGCUGGAUGUUAUUACUGGAAAAGGGGAGAUUGCAACUUGUUCCAACGACACGAACUCAGAUCUUUUCUACGCGGCGUUAGGAGGUUUGGGUCAAUUCGGAAUUAUAACAAGAGCCAGGAUUAAACUCGAAUUAGCUCCAAAAAGGGCUAAAUGGUUAAGGUUUCUAUACACUGAUUUCUCUGAAUUCACAAGAGAUCAAGAACGAUUGAUAUCAGAAACGGACGGUUUACAUUUCUUGGAAGGUUCCGUUAUGCUUGACCAUGGCCCACCUGAUAACUGGAGAUCUACUUACUAUCCACCGUCCGAUCACUUGAGGAUCGUCUCAAUGAUCAAACGAUACCGUGUCAUCUACUGUCUCGAAGUCGCCAAGUAUUACGACGAAACUUCUCAACACUCAGUCAACGAGGAAAUUGAGAAGUUAAGCGAGAGUUUGAACUAUGUAAGAGGGUUUGUGUACGAGAAAGAUGUGACGUAUAUAGAUUUCUUGAACCGGGUUCGAACGGGAGAGCUAAACCUGAAAUCCAAAGGCCAAUGGGAUGUUCCACAUCCAUGGCUUAAUCUCUUUGUACCAAAAUCUCAGAUUUCAAGAUUUGAUUAUGGUGUCUUUAAGGGUAUUAUCCUUAGAAAUAACAUCACUACCGGUCCACUUCUUGUUUAUCCCAUGAAGCGCAUUAUGUGGAAUGAUCAAAUGUCUACCGCUAUACCCGAAGAAGAUGUAUUUUAUGCGGUAGGGUUCUUACGAUCUGCCGAGUUUGACAAUUGGGAGGCUUAUGAUAAAGAAAAUAUGGAGGUAUUAAAGUUUUGUGAGGAUGCUAAAAUGGAUGUCAUACAGUAUCUUCCUUAUCAUGCAUCACAAGAAGGAUGGGUUAGACAUUUUGGUCCGAUGUGGAAUACUUUUGUAGAGAGAAAAUAUAGAUACGAUCCUAAAAUGAUAUUGUCUCCAGGACAAAAUAUAUUUCGAUAAAUAAACUUGUGUUAGGCAAUAAUUAUGUUAAUUGUUAGUCGUUGUCGUUCUCACUUUAUGUGUUUGGCCACGCUUUUCAUUGAUUCUGAUUGCUAUAUUUACUUUAGACUA